Messenger RNA from Cyphomyrmex costatus, 924 nucleotides. RefSeq lists its product as uncharacterized. Bases 1 to 924 code for a protein of 307 amino acids. Lineage: Eukaryota; Metazoa; Arthropoda; Insecta; Hymenoptera; Formicidae. The record is from RefSeq and is a predicted model, not a curated record. The transcript has 5 exons.
AUGUCGGCGACGAGCGAAGCGACUACGAUACUACUGAAGAAAAGAGAGAGGACGCAGAAUUGGAUCCCCGAGGAGAAGAGCGCCCUGUUCUCCCUGAUCAAGCAAUACGUGGGCGCGAUCGAGAACAAGAAGAUCGACGCGGCCGCGUCCGCGAAGAAAUCCGUCGCCUGGCAAAAGAUCUACUGCGCGUUUCGCGGCCAAUUCUCCGCAGAUCGGGACAUCACCAGGAUCAAGGAGCAGUGGCGGAGGAUGAAGGCGCAGGCGAGGAUAGAGAUGUUCUCGUACGCCGAAAAGGUACGAACCCUGGGACCGGAUGUCGCCGCCAAAUGUCGUCCACCGAAUCUCUCGAUCGAAGUGUGGCGGCUGAUGGAAAGCGUGCGCAAGAACGAUUCCGAGAACACUGAUCGUUCGGACGAUAGUCAGGACAAUGACAAUCCAGUGAAUCGGAUGACGAUACAAGCGAUCUUGGAUAAAUUGACGUUACCCACGGAAACGCCAGAACCCGAACAGGAGGUUAAGAUCGAGGUCAAUAGCGAUACCGAGGACGAGAGUAUUCAUGGCGAAAUAUCGCGACAAGCGUCGGAGGACGAUUUCUUGCAGCGGAAGCGUCCCAGGAUCACGACCGAAAACGAGCCCGUCCAACACAAAGUCACUUGCCCUGACAGUGUGACGACGUCUCGUGUCGAGGAUGCAGAACACAACGAUUCGGUGGACGAAGAUAAAUCGGCACAGAGAGCAACAUGGAUCUUCAAGUCUGCCCAACGCGAGCACGAGAUCAAGUUACGGAUGUUGGAUAUCGAACUGGAACGCGCGGAGCUGCAGAAGCAGGCUGCCGUUAAUGAGCUGAAAACGUCCGAGCUCAAGAAGCAAUUGAUGCAAGAUCAAGUCGAUGAGUACUACAGUUUUAAUAUUAUAAAAGAAUGA